AUGGUAUUUGGAGAAGAUAACGUCAGCAACGGACAAACUGAAGAUAGUUUAUUAAGUUCGAAAGCCAGCAGCCAGUAUGUGAUUUCUAAAAUUUCCAAGAGCACUAAAUAUAAAGAGAAGAAAAAGCAUAGAAGAUGUGGACGAAAUUUCUUAUUGGUAUUCGGUAUACUCUUCGUGAUACUGGGUAUAUUAGCUACUGUUUUCACUCCAUACGACAUGCUUAUGAAGCUGAGGAUAAGAAUGCAGCCAGGAUUUCCCCCAUUUGAAUGGUGGCUUAAUCCCCCAGACGAAGUGAUACUCAGUAUCUAUGUUUUCAAUGUCACCAAUUCUGAGGAAUUUAUGAAUGGUACAGAUGACAGAAUGAAGGUUCAAGAAAUCGGACCCAUAUCAUACAUGGAAAAGCUCAUCCAUACUUUCCCAGUUUUUAAUGAGAAUGGCACCCUUACUUACACAGCCAAUCGGACACCUAUAUAUCUGCCAGAACUAAAUCCCGAAUAUUUGUUGAAUAAAACGAUUGUUGUGCCAAAUAUGCCAGUUCUGAUGAUCCCUACGUAUCUUUACGACGCUCCAUUUUUUGUCAAAUUCAGCGUAAACGUAAUGAUGAGGACUCUGAAUUCCAGUCCGUUCAAAACGACGAGCAUCCAAAAUUUCUUGUGGAAUUUUUCCGAUCCUAUCGUGGAUUUAGCGCAAAAUUUGGCACCCAGAUUAGUACCAACGAAAAAUGUCGGCAUAUUAUCAAGGGUUUAUGCCGACUUUGUGGAUAAUGUCACAGUCUACAUUGGACCCACUUACGAGGAGAGAAAGUUUUUUCUCAUUGACAAAUAUGAUGGGUCGGAGUUUUUGCCAAACAGAGGGGGUAAUUGCAAGGAUGAGGUGAGAGGGGCUACAGAAGGUGUUCUCUAUCCCCAAAAGAGUAGUAAAACCGACGUGCUGAGAUAUUUCAGGAAAACGCUGUGUAGGAAUGUCAACCUUGUAUAUACGAAUGAGGUGGAAAAAUACGGUGUUACAGGGUAUAGAUACGAAGUUCCAGCUGAUUUUUUCAAUAGGACUUUUCCAGAAGAAGAUGACUGUUACAAAAGCACUCCCACUUUGCCUGAUGGUUUAUCAGAUCUAUCGCCUUGCUACUAUGAUACUGCGAUUGCAACAAGUUUCCCCCAUUUUUUACAUGGAUCAGAAGAAAUAAAGAAAUACGUUGAUGGCUUGGAACCUGAUCCACAAAAACAUAGAUCCUAUAUUGAUUUAGAACCAGAAACCGGAAUACCUAUGUAUGGUGGUGCAAGAGCCCAGCUCAAUCUGGUAGUCAAAGACAUGAAAGGUUUCAAUGACAAAAUCAGAAAGUUCAGCAACAUAGCCAUACCAUUGCUCUGGCUCGAAUAUGUACAAAAGGGUUUACCAUGGUACAUCGAGUAUUUGAUAUACUUCCAAGUUGUACUGUUACCUAUCAUACAAGUAGUAUUUUCUGUGGUGAUGCUGAUCCUGGGCAGCAUUCUGAUGUUUUUCUACAUUAGGAAAAUGUCAAAACGGAAGGAAAAUCUUGCGAGGAACAAGAUGCAAAGAUUCGAGACUGAGACUUUCCUAAAACCCCAGUGA
Molecule: messenger RNA, 1590 nt
Organism: Phaedon cochleariae (mustard beetle)
Lineage: Eukaryota; Metazoa; Arthropoda; Insecta; Coleoptera; Chrysomelidae
Source: the annotation of a GenBank genome assembly